GGGCAUGUUUAGAUAUGUGUAACGGAACCCUCGUUACUGCAAAACAGUCCUAUAUGCGCUUAAAAACAAUCCCAGGAAAUUUGGGCAGUAAUAUUACGCUCUUAAUAGUGGUUGUCCUAUUCAUAGGUAGAACAACGCAAGUUGUAUAAAGUUAGGAUAUGUAUGACUAGCGAUUGCAAAAUCCAGCGCGAUGAUUUUGGAACCGAUGUCCUGAGUCGAAUAUUCCUGAUCUAAAUGAAUCAGAAACAUUGUAAUAUGUGUUGCUUACACUUAAAGGUGAAUACAGCCAAUGGCUGGUGAAAGCUUGGCCAGCCAUCUUCAAAGCGUUCAGGGUGUGUAAUCAAAACAGCCUUCCCGGAAACGAAAGUUAGGCACAGUUUCUAUAUCUCUGUGGCUUUCACUUUGCACCUUCCAAGAUUACCGGUCCCGGAGCUGCAGGUGAGAUGGCCUCUCUCACUUCUAAAUUAAACGAACAGCAGCUGAGCCGAUUAUACACUUUGCUUGGGGAAGUUGAACUGAACCUUCUGUACAAAGCGAGUGUCCACGGAUAUGCCGGACAGGCCUUUCACCAGAGAUGUGACCGCCAAGGCCCUACUGUUGUUGUGGCCUACAGCUAUUCCGGAUACGUCUUUGGUGGCUAUACUAGCAAAGAUUAUGCCCAAACAGGGCAGUACAUCGAUGAUGAGAAAGCUUUCCUGUUCAGCCUCCAAGACCCAACACCUGUCUGGUUUAGGGUCAUGACUGCCCACGGUGCUCGUGCACGCCUGGAUGACGCCAGUGGUCCUCGUUUUGGCGAUGACAUGUGGUUUUGUUAUAAUAACUGUGCGCAAGUGUACUGUAACCCAGGAAAUGCUUACAUGUUUAAUACCGCUACAAUGUAUGGAAAUAACCAGCAGCUGAUUGAAUGCGAGGUCUACAAGGUAACAGAGGCAUCUGUGCCAGGAAAAAGUGUUGAGAAGAAACCAUGGAGGAACAUUUUAUGGACAGCUGAAAGAAGAGCAGAACUCAUGGAGUCAGUAAAGACUUACAAGCCCCUUAUCAGCACCGUGAAGCAACUCCGGAUUCUAAUGAUUGGGCCUGUUGGUGCUGGGAAGUCCAGUUUCUUUAACUCCAUCAACUCCAUCUUCUGCGGUCAUGUGACCAGCAAAGCUAUGUCAGGAUCCUUGGACAGCAGCAUCACCAAACAGUAUCGCACCUACACAAUUAGGGCUGGUAACGAAGGAGUGGCCUUACCCUUCAUUUUGUGUGACACUAUGGGAUUAGAGGAGGCAUCAGAGGCUGGCCUGAGCAUUGAUGAUAUUAGCAGUGCCAUAAAUGGUCACAUACCCGACCGGUAUAAGUUCAAUCCUGCAGCACCAUAUGAGGCAGAGGAUGAAGUGAAACCGCCCAGGUCCUUAACCCUGCAGGACAAGGUCCACUGUGUGGUGUACGUGCUGGACACCUGCAAAGUAACCCUUAUGCCCAGUAAAGUGGAGGAAAAACUUACUGCCAUUCGCAAAAGAGCGAAUUUGCUGGGAAUUCCCCAAAUCGUUUUGCUCACCAAGGUGGAUGAGGCUUGCCCCCUUGUGGAAGAAGAUCUUCAGAAUAUCUACCUCAGUUCCUACAUCAAAACUAAGGUGCGAGAGGCCAGCGCCCGUGUUGGGGUGUCCAUGUCUAGUGUAAUCCCGGUGAAGAACUACAGCCAUGAGCUGGAGCUGGAGCUGGAAUGCGAUAUCCUGCUCCUAACCGCCAUACAACAGAUGCUCCGCUUUGCAGACAACUACUUUGAUGAUAUGAGUCCCGGGGGUGACAAUGUAGUGUAAAGAGUUGGUGGGAAUGAUCCAGUCAGCUUUUUUGGUUGUUAUACUGGUAGAUAAAAUGAUUCAGCUUGUGAUGUGUGAGAUGAAUAGAAUGCACAAACCAUCAACAGUGACCAUAUGAUUGAAGCAUUACCCUAAACCAACACCAGGUUUACUGGUUCUCGCAACUGUUAUUCUUGCUGAAGCUGCUUCUAAAUUGCUGUGCUUGAAGAAUAUAUCGACACAUUGUCUCUGCACAAGUGCACUUGAAGAAUACUGCUACUGUAAACAUCAAGAUGUUGUAAUGUGAUUAAUUCAUGCUCUGAACAAACUUUAAAAUACAUGCAAAUAUUGUAUGAUGUC
Molecule: messenger RNA, 2141 nt
Organism: Electrophorus electricus (electric eel)
Lineage: Eukaryota; Metazoa; Chordata; Actinopteri; Gymnotiformes; Gymnotidae
Product: interferon-induced protein 44-like
Biological process (GO): immune response
Molecular function (GO): GTP binding
Source: RefSeq, a predicted model, not a curated record